AUGGGUUUCAUCAAUAUUCAGACACAGGCAUCAGAUCCAGAGAAGCAGAGGUUGAGGGCCAGUCCCCAAGUUCUCAAAUUGUUUGUUCUGAUAUUACUUGUCCUACUCGUACUCAAAAUUUCCGCCAGGCACCGGGCAAACAGAAUCACCAACCAGCACGGCAGGAAAAUCUGUGAGAUUCCUGGAGACGCCCGCGUGUCGAAGUUCGCUUUCAGCCAGCAGCUCUCCGAUCACGGCAAGGCUCUCGCCGGAGGCGAGCCGUUCAUCAUCCGCAAUGGCCGAGCAAGAGAGCUGGUGGUAACCAAGCCAGAGCACAUCUACGACUUUUACAAGGGUGAUACUAGGCAUCAUCCUAAGCCACCAUAUCUGAACAUGGGAAAGUACUUUAGCGGGCAUGUCACUCCUUUCCGAGUCCCCUUGGCACCUUACGUUUUUGGAGCAAUAGCAGGAGAAAGAUGGUUGAUGAUCCGACGCUAUUUCGACCCCGAGUUCUCGUUUCAAUCCGCUCGACAAGCGAUCCCGCAACUCAGCGCGAGCAUCAACCGAUGGCUUGAUGAUCUGCCACUGCAAGCAACAGCAACGGAGAAAAGGUUUGCACUGGAGCUGAAGAAGCCCUGUCGAUUUUUGCCGCUCCGGCUUGCUGCGGAGUUUGUGUAUGGGGAGGUUUUUGAUGAUGAGGUAGCGUACCCAACCUUACAUCCUCCCUCUAUUCCGCUUCAGCUUUUCUCUGCCUUAUUGGAACUAAAUGUCCUCCACGAAGUCAUCCUGCAUGAUGUGAUCGCCAACAAACGACUGGCGACAAGCCUAGGCUGUUGGUUGGACCGUAAUGCGGCCAAACGAAUACAAGAAUUCCGUUCAAGGUGGAGGGAGUUCAAUCUUAGGAUUGUCCAGUCUGCUCGGAAGGGAUCGCAGGUGUGCCCUGCCGAGAAGAUAUAUCGCGGUGUUGAAAGGGGCGAUUUAAAACAUGAGGAGUUCCUACACACCCUAGACGAGAUCCUCUUCGCCAACGUCGACGUCAGCUCCGCGGUCCUCAACACUCUAUUCGAGCAUCUAGCUGCCAAUACGGCUUUCCAGCAGAAGCUUCGAGGGGAGAUUGACGCGCAUGUUCGGAGUCGCACCCGCACCCCGGAUACCGACACUGACAUGGAUACCAAGACCCACACCGAAAAAUAUCUCUCAAAACAAGAUUCACACCUAAACUAUGCUGUAAUGGAGGCUAUGCGCUUGUCACCGGCUUUCGCAUUCUCCCUCCCCGAGUGCACUGCUAUCCCAAAAGAGAUUGGGGGGUAUCGUGUUCCCGCACGAUGCCCUGUCGUGAUAGACGCCAAACGCCUGAACGCGGACCCAGCUACCUGGGGCAAAGACAGUGAUACGUAUCGCCCCGAACGGUUUCGGGAUAUUACGCCCUCAAAAUUGCGAUACGGGUUUAUGCGGUUUGGCGUUGGGGCGGCGAGUGGACGAUGUCUCGGGAAGCAUUUGGCGGAUACGGUGUUCAAGUUGACCUUGCUGGCUGUCCUUGAACGGUACAGUCUCCAUUCGGGGCAGGAUGAGCCAGAAAUCGAAGUGCGAUAUAUGAAUCAGAAAGAAUGA
Penicillium hordei is the source of this 1590-nucleotide messenger RNA. Its product is annotated as cytochrome P450. Bases 1 to 1590 code for a protein of 529 amino acids. The transcript is spliced from 7 exons. The record is from RefSeq and is a predicted model, not a curated record. Gene Ontology annotation, molecular function: oxidoreductase activity, acting on paired donors, with incorporation or reduction of molecular oxygen; monooxygenase activity; iron ion binding. Lineage: Eukaryota; Fungi; Ascomycota; Eurotiomycetes; Eurotiales; Aspergillaceae.